Molecule: messenger RNA, 5223 nt
Organism: Corchorus capsularis
Lineage: Eukaryota; Viridiplantae; Streptophyta; Magnoliopsida; Malvales; Malvaceae
Source: the annotation of a GenBank genome assembly
AUGAAUCCUGUUAACAAAGCUAUGGAUCUGGAGAUUGUUUUGGAAUCUGGUGAUGAGGAAUGUCCUCAAUGGACACGAUUCAUGGCUGUUGGGAAGAUUCAUGCUAAUAAGACUCUUAAUCAAAAAGGAGUGAUGGCGAUUCUUCGUAGCAUAUGGUCCGAGGAGAUUGCUCCGGGUAUUCGCGAAAUUCAUGAUUUGCCUCUGGAAAUGUUGUCGAACAAGAAUGCGAAAAUUAUUGGACAGACAAUUGGUUCUGUUAUAAAUAUUGAUGAGCCAACAGGGCUAAAGGGGUUUGGUCAGAGUUUUCUACGAAUUAGAGUGGGAAUAAAAGUAGAUGACCCUCUUAUUUGUGGUUUCUGGGUACCGAGGAGGAAUAGAGGAAAACUGUGGGCUAAGAUCAGAUAUGAGAGGCUGGCGGACUUUUGCUACUCAUGUGGGAAGCUUGGGCAUUUGGCCAAGCACUGUGAUGAAGAAGUAAAAAACGAUAUGGAUGGCAGGCCCCUGUAUGGUCCUCAUUUAAGGGCUAGCUCUUUUAGAAUGGACUAUGGUAAGAGGGAUAAUAGCAUGGAUAGUAGUAAGAGUCGAGUUGCGGAUGAUCUAUCCUUAAGUAUAAAUGAAAAUGUGAAGAACUUAAGAGAAGUAUCUUGUGAUAAUUGGAGUAAAAAUGAAAACCAGAGGGCUUGGAGGAGGAAUGUUAUUGGAGAUAUGGAGGUUGAGUCUGAGGUGAGUAUGAACAAAGGAAAGCAAUUGUUGAUUACGGAUGGACUUGAGAAUCAGAAUACUGGUCCUAUUGAUGAGACUACGCCUCCUUCUCAUCCUUCUUUGCCUAAACCUUUACCUGCUGAUCUUCAUAUUUCUAUACCAGUUGUCUCACUAAAUCCUGAUCCCACUCAUGCUCUUGGUGUUGAUCCACUUAAUACUACCUUUAAUUUUCCUCCCUUGCCUAUUGUCUCUAAAAAUCCCACCCUUAUUGAUAAACCUAAUUCUCAAAUACUUGGUACUUCUGGAGCUUUGACAUCUGAUUCUACACCUCUUAUGAACAAUCCUAUGCCACAUGUACUUGUUCCUAAUGAUCAGGACCCUGUUAUUCCUUCUCUUUCUCAUUCCAACAGCAUUGAUGGUACUCCAGGACCUAUGCUCUCGUUAGGUUCUUAUAAUACCUCUCUUUAUCCUGUCUUACCUGGCCCUUAUGACCCUUCUAAAUAUCCUGAGACACGUAGAGAGGAUGCCUAUGAAUGGGAUACUAAUAGCAAGGAGGCGGGCAUUGAGCAUGAGCUUGAUGAAGUUUCUUCUCCCUUUAAGGGAAUUGAUAAUGUGGCUUAUAUUAUUGAAAGAGGUGGUGGUGCAAUUGUUAAUUGCCACAAGGAGUUAGAGUUUGAUGAGGAGUUUGUGGAGCAAGAUAUGAGAAUGGCUGAGUAUAAUCUAGCUGCUGAUUUGAACUGUCUGCAACUUAAGAGGAAUGCUGAAAAUGAUGCUAAACUGCACCCUGUGGAGAUAAGACAGGUUACUACAUUUACAAUCGGGAGUGAGACAAUCUGGAAGAGAAGAGCUGGUAGGAAGAAAUAUAAGAAAACUAAGAAUGGUAGGGAGAAUUGGAGCAAAGAGGAGGGAUGUUCUGAUGUCCUGAUUAUUGAUGGUUGCUCGGCUGGAAGAUUUUUAGGGUGGAAUGAUGAACCAGGAAUUGGGUCCUCUCAGGCAGUAAAUGUGCUUCAUGACUUGAAAAAGAAAUCUGACCCUGAUUUUAUUUUUCUGAUGGAAACUAAAAAUAAAAAAGAUACUAUGGAGAAAAUAAGGAGAAAUAUUAAGAUGGAUAAUGCUUUGUAUGUUGACCCUGUUGGUCUUAGUGGGGGUAUUGCUCUUUGGUGGAAGAACAAUUUUGUUGUUAAUAGUUUCGAGGAGCAUAAGAAUCUUGUUGAUACUCUUAUUGUUGAUGUAAAUUCUGGGGUGAGCUUUAGAAUUUUUUGGAUCUAUGGUGCCCCUGUUUUUGAAGAUAGAAAACUUAUUUGGGAGAAAGUUAAACUUAAGGCUGUAAAUAUUGAAGAGGUUUGGUGCUGUAUAGGCGACUUUAAUGACAUUUUGGAUGAUAGUGAGAAGGAGGGUGGUGGUCUGAAAGACAGAAGAUAUAUUAGAUGUUUUCAGGAGAUGGUGGAGCAAUGCCAACUUAUUGAUAUUCAGUUUCAGGGACAAAAGUUUACUUGGAUGGGUAAGAGAGAGGGUAUCAUGGUUAAAGAAAGAUUGGAUAGGGCCCUGGUCAAUUCUCAAUGGUUGGCUAAUUUUCCUAAGUCACAAUUGGUGGUGCAUGCUGCAAUUCGCUCUGACCACUCUCCUAUUGUUCUUUAUUCCUGUUUUGGAGAUACUAAGGGUCCUAAGAAAUUUAAGUUUGAAGCUCAAUGGGUUGACAUGGAGGCUAUUAGACAGGAGUUGUGUGUUUCUGAUGAAGAUGUGAAGUGGAUCAGUGGCUGUAAAGAGCAGAGAAGGCAAUUCAACAAGAUCUUGAGAAUUAAAAAUGAAGAUGGGGUUUGGUUGGAGAAAGAGGAAGGUAUUAUGGAAGGUUUUUGUAAGUUCUAUGAGAAUCUUUUUACUAGUGAAGGAAACAGAAAUUGGGACCAUGUUCUGAAAGCUAUCCCUUGUCUUGUAUCUGAAGAAGAUAAUACAGAGCUCAUUAAGGAUGUUACUGAUGAGGAAAUUGUUCAAGCAGUUUUUCAGAUGGGUAUGCUCAAAUCUCCUGGUCCAGAUGGCUUUAAUGGGCUGUUUUAUCAACAUUAUUGGGAUGUGAUUGGUGAGGAUGUUAAAAAGAUGGUUAGGAGUUUUUUUCAUAAAGGUAGGAUGUUAAGGGAGAUGAAUGCUACUGAGAUUGUUCUUAUUCCAAAAGUGAAGGGGCCUGAAAGAAGCUUUUCAUUUUUUGAAGGUGAAGCCUAUGACCGUGUUGAAUGGGAUUUCUUGCAUGCUCUUUUACUAAAACUAGGCUACAAUAGUAUUUGGACUGAUUGGAUUUUAGAAUGUGUGAGAUGUGUCUCGUAUACUAUAGUCAUUAAUGGUAAAUCAAGUAGGAUGAUUCUUCCUUCUAGGGGUCUUAGACAAGGGGAUCCUCUAUCCCCUUAUUUGUUCCUCUUAGUGAUUGAUGCCCUUUCUAGGUUGAUCCAAGUAGGAAUGGAUACUGGUUACAUUGAAGGUCUGAAAUUAGCGAUAAAUUGCCCUGAAAUUUCUCACCUCCUGUUUGCUGAUGACUCCUUGUUUUUUAUGAAUGCUAAUAUUGAAAAUUGCAAGAGCUGUAACAUGGGUGAGGCUGAAAAGAAGGCAAUUGUUGACACCCUUGGGAUACAAGAAGCUGCCAACCCUGGUACUUAUCUUGGGAUUCAGAACUGCUGGGGCAAGACUAAGUAUGGUGUUAUGGCUUAUGUUAAAGAGAGGAUGAUUGCAAAGCUGAAGGGAUGGAAGGAAAAAUUUCUGCCGAUGGGAGGUAAGGAGAUAUUAAUAAAGGCUGUUGCGUGUACUAUGCCUACAUAUGUAAUGUCAGUGUUUAAAAUUCCUAAGAGAGUGUGCAAAGAAAUGCAAUCUGCUGUGGCUAACUACUGGUGGGGGCAGAAAGAAGAUGAGAGGAAGAUACACUGGUGUAAUUGGCAGAAACUCACUGAAUUCAAGCAAGAUGGGGGUAUGGGAUUCAAGGAGUUUGAGGCUUUCAACAGGGCAAUGUUAGCAAAACAAGCGUGGAGGUUAAUUGAGAAUCCUAAUGCACUAUGGGCAAGGGUGUUAAAAGGAGUAUAUUUUCAUAACUGUGAUUUUCUUGAAGCUGGUAAAGGGGCUAGGCCUUCCUGGGUAUGGAGCAGUCUGCUAGAGGGGCGUGACCUUUUUAAAGAGCACAUGAUGUGGGUUCCUAUGGAUGGUAAACAGAUUAGUAUUUGGCAGGAUCGAUGGAUUCCUAAUCUUGCUGGAAGAGUGUUGAGUAAUCCUGGACUCAUUAAUGACAAUAUUCCACAGAAAGUGGAGGAGAUUAUGAAUAAAGACCUGGGUAUAUGGGAGCUUGAUCAAAUUCAGCACUGGUUAACAGAAGAAGAACAGUCUGCCAUUAAGGACAUUCCAGUGCAUGAGGGUGAGGAACCAGAUAUUCUUAUUUGGCCCAAGGAUAAAUCUGGGAAAUUUACUGUGAAGAGUGGGUAUGUGACAUGUAAGAAUGUUGUGGCUGUUGGAAAUAUCAACAGAGCAUCAUCCUCUCAUUUGGUUGAUAAAAGAGUUUGGAAGGAAAUUUGGAAAAUUAAAGCCCCCUCUAAAGUUAAAGUGUUUAUGUGGAGAAUGUGUAUGGGUGCUUUAGCUACCAAUGAAAAUCUCUGGAAAAGGAAAUGCAAACAAGAUCCUCUGUGUGAAUUAUGUGGCCAAGAGGUUGAGACAAUUGAGCAUAUGAUCUUGACUUGUGAAUGGACAAGGAAGGUUUGGUGGGAGGGAUGCUUUGGGUUAAAGAUUUGUAAAGAUAGAAUUAGAACAAUGGACCAAUGGAUUCUGGAAGUGUUUCUUGAGGUGAACAAUUCUCAUGGGGAUGUUGAUAUUAUUAAAUCUACUAUUGCUUAUACAUGUUGGAUAAUUUGGAAUCUGAGAUGCCAAGCCAUUAUUGAACAUAAAAGCCUGGAGUCUGUUAAAGCUAUUCAGUGGAUAUCUUCAGCUGUGAAGGAGUACUAUAUGGUUUGUACAGGCAAGAAGAAGUCUGACAGGGAUGUGGCCUCUGAAGUCUUCUGGGAAAAACCUCAGGAUGGUUGGUGUAAAAUCAACUGUGAUGGGGCAUAUUGUCAUCAGUCUAAGCAAGCUGGAAUUGGUGUGGUAGUUCGUGAUGCUGAGGGACAUUUGUUGCAUGGUUUGGGCAAGCAAGUGAAAGGGGAUUCUGCUCUUAUGAUUGAAGCAAUUGCUGUCAAGACAGGCUUGAAGCUGGCGAAAGAGAUGCGUCUUUCCAAUAUUAUUGUUGAAAUGGACUCUGAGGUUUUAUAUAAGAAUAUUGUUGACAGGGGCAAGAACAGAGACUGGAGGAUUGGUCCUAUCUUAGCAGAUAUUGAUCAUCUUUCAACAUGUAUUGAUUCUAUCAAAUUUAAUUUUGUGAAGCGAAACGCCAACUUGGCGGCGGACUGGAUUGCUACCAGAUCUAGAACAGAGAUGAGCUUUGCCGACUUAAGCCGGUAUCAACCUUCCUCUCUUGUGCAAAUUCUGAACAAAGAUGGACUACCAGCUCCCCAUUGUUAA